AUGUCGCGUUUCAUCGAACAUGAUCCAACAAGCAAUGAAUUAACACCUUUGGAUGGAUAUUUGUUGAAACCGUUGGUAUCACUGGAAGAAUCAUUGAAAGAAAUCCUUCCUCAGAUAGAUCAAUUGGAACAAUUGAUAAAAACUGCCAUAGAAAACUGUCGCUAUCCAAACAAACACAAUUUAACCAAAGAUGAAUCUGCUGCUCUUUAUUUAUAUUCGAUAGAAUGUGGUACUGGAAGUUUUUAUCGGAUAUUCAACCAAGCUCUUCGUUCAGAGAAUCGUUCAGCUCUUGUGCCAUGGUUUUCUUUCCUGAAAUUAUUUCACACUGCCUUGAACAAACUCCCCGUGGUUAAAGGAAAUAUCUGGCGCGGUCUUCGUGAAGAUGUCAGCAAUAUGUAUUAUACCGGGUUGGAAUUAACUUGGUGGAGUGUCAAUUCAUGUUCGUUAUCGAUCAACAUUAUCAAACAUUUUCUCGGUCCAACCAGUACGUUGUUUUUGAUUGAAGCUGAAAACGGACGAAAUAUGUCGGGAUAUACCAAAUUCGAAAAUGAGAAUGAAGUUAUUCUACCACCAGGUACCCGUCUUCGAGUUGUAAGCAAUGCACUUGAUCAUGAUGGAGGCCUUCAUGUGAUUCACACAAUGGAAAUAACCGAGAAUAAAUUCGCUCGUCAUCAGGUGUUACAUGCAUUGAAGAAGAACAAGUUCUUGAUGAUAUGUGGGUUGACAAUGAUGGCUAUUGUGAUUAUUUUAGCGUGUCUUGGAGGACUUGGAUAUUUUAAUGAGAAACAAGUGAAAAACAAAACUGAUAAUUUUGCUGAUCCUGGGUGGGAUCAAAAUUCAACUCAAACGGGAAAGUCAAUCUUUUGCCAUCAAUGGGGAGUUGUUCGUUCGUGUGCGAGACAAAACUGUACUCAAAUCAACGAAGUACAUCGUAAUAACCCUUAUAUAUCUGAUUGUUACACGUUUGGAGACACAAUGGUUGAUGGUCCAAAUCACACGAAUAAAUGGUUUCGGUUGAAUUCGUCCUAUCAUACUGAUGGUUACGUCAGUGGUUUGCAUUGCUCGGGCAGUGUUGGACCGUGUGAAUCGAUCCAGUAG
Messenger RNA from Adineta ricciae, 1098 nucleotides. The record is from the annotation of a GenBank genome assembly. Lineage: Eukaryota; Metazoa; Rotifera; Eurotatoria; Adinetida; Adinetidae.